Molecule: messenger RNA, 909 nt
Organism: Oncorhynchus keta (chum salmon)
Lineage: Eukaryota; Metazoa; Chordata; Actinopteri; Salmoniformes; Salmonidae
Gene: lrrc20
Product: leucine rich repeat containing 20
Exons: 5
Coding region: 343-870 (175 amino acids)
Molecular function (GO): protein binding
Source: RefSeq, a predicted model, not a curated record
CUCGUCAAUACGGUAGCUUGUACUGUAGAAGCAAUAUAACUAUUGAUGGCAACAAGAGGCUAAAAUAGUGUCUUUAAACUCAAAUUGCGUACAAAAACAAACCAUUUUGAAGUAUUUGUGACAGAUUUUAACAAUAAUGUCAGAACAGGUCAUCUGAAAAGUGCAUCGAUCGACUUUAGCCCAGUGUAUCCUCUUUGGUUAAAAAUAGUCUCUCGCCAAAUUUGACGGUGGUUGUUUGAAAAGGAAUGGAUUUGAUUGGACGGAGCCUUGAACUGACUUGCUAACAUUUUCAGCUGUCAACCACAGUUAAAGUUUAAGGGUGAGAUUCGUAGACCUAGUAUAAUGGCAGAGGCUGUGGCCAAUGUUGCCCGGAGGGUCAAUGCAACCGUGGAGGAAGAGAAAGAUACUCUGGAUCUGUCAAACUGCAAACUGAUCAGUUUCCCAGACGGCGUAUUCAGGGUCCUCAACAGCGUUGCAGAGAAGAUACACAUCGUCACGUUGGCUGACAAUGAGAUGAAGGGAGUUACAAGCAAAUUUUUCAAAACCUUCACUCAAUUGAGAGAACUGGACUUGCACGGCAAUGUGAUCACUAAACUGCCAGAUGUAGUUGGGGAGCUGGAACAUCUGACCAGCAUCAACUUGGCCAACAACAAGUUGUCUGUCUUCCCCGAGAGACUGACGCAGAUCCAGUCUCUGGAAAGAAUCAACCUGGAAGGGAAUGACAUCACUGACGUCCCCAUGGAAGAGUUGCAGGCCAUGUCAGCUCUGAAGUGUGUCAACCUGAAGUCAAACCCUUUGGACAACAACUUGUUAACUGCCAUUCAACAAUUCCCUCAAACCUUUGAAAUUCAAACUACAACAGACAACUAAGAGCUUGUCUUCUUCUAAGAUGGACAGUUUAUCCCCACC